Cooperia oncophora is the source of this 813-nucleotide messenger RNA. Lineage: Eukaryota; Metazoa; Nematoda; Chromadorea; Rhabditida; Trichostrongylidae. The record is from the annotation of a GenBank genome assembly.
AUGGGUGGUGAUCGUGUCCCGUCACUGAAUCUCGAUGAGCCUGUUUCAAUGCGAAAAUUGCGUAUAUUUUAUAUGGAAGGUAUCAAUGAUGUACCGUUGAUACAACCACUGAGCAGGGACAUGAGGACAACUCUGCGGAAAGCUGUCGGCUAUUUUGAGCGCAAAUAUGAUCUUGUUGCCCAUCGGAUGGAUCUGCCAUUAGCUCGUUACGCCAUCGAAAUGUUUAUGGUCAGCAUGUACAUCAAGGGUGGUCCUAAGUUAUCUGAAUAUAUGUUGUGCUCUAAGGCUUCCAAAGGUCGAGUUAACCCCUUUGUGGAGUUGGUGAAAUUUGUCCUGGGUAAAUCCAAUCACACAUUACCGGGAAUCAUCGGAGCUAUAAUCGACAACAGCGAUGCAUUGAGUGACGAGCAGAAGAAAGAGAUAUCUUACAAACGUGAUCGGUUAAUCCGUGAAUUGAAGGAGCUUCUAGGGACUGAUGGCAUAUUCCUAUUCCCCAGCUGGCCAUGUACGGCUCUGUAUCACAACCAACCACUCUUGGCCCCAGUCAACUUUGGAUACACGGCUUUGUUCAACGCUAUCGCUUUCCCGGCUAUUGAGUGUCCGAUGGGUUUGGACAAGAAUGGAUUACCGCUAGGGGUACAGAUCGUCGCAGCGCCAAAUUCAGAUCGACUCCUUAUCGCAGCCGCUAAGGAUCUCGAAGAAGGUUUUGGUGGAUGGAUCGUCGCAGCGCCAAAUUCAGAUCGACUCCUUAUCGCAGCCGCUAAGGAUCUCGAAGAAGGUUUUGGUGGAUGGGUACCAGCUGGACCGCUCUGA